Messenger RNA from Anastrepha obliqua, 5771 nucleotides. Its product is annotated as serine-rich adhesin for platelets. Bases 282 to 5543 code for a protein of 1753 amino acids. Gene Ontology annotation, molecular function: protein binding; RNA binding. NCBI's taxonomy places the organism in Eukaryota, Metazoa, Arthropoda, Insecta, Diptera, Tephritidae. The record is from RefSeq and is a predicted model, not a curated record. The transcript has 7 exons.
UGUGCGUAGUUUUUCUCCUUACAAAACAGCGCGAAUAAAUUUUAUUAACUGCGAUAAAUGUGUGGAUAUAUUUAAACAAAUACGCAAACAGAUUGUAAGAUGUAACCUUUGCCAUAGCAAAGUGGCGUUUUCAAAGUGCCUGUGCAGUGUGAAAAUAGUGGAUAAACAGUGAGCAACUGAGCAUCUUUAAAUAGGAUUUUUUUAAGUAAAAAGCUGUUUAAUGUAGAAAAGCAUUCUAAAUUUAUAAAGUGUUAUUGUUUAAUCAUUAUUUAAUUGUUAAAAUGGAUACGCCAAAACUGCAGCCAAUAACAAACAAAUUAAAACAUAACACCGGCAAUGCAAAUAGUUCGCUGGCGAAUGAUAGUGCUGCCGGCACCGGUUAUGGAGGUAACGUGCGUUUCAACAACAACAACGGCGGUGGGAACGGUCCGAAUGGCAAUGGAAAUGAUGUACCAAAUCAUCAGUCUAUGUCUGGCGACCGACGCUUUAGCUUUUCUGGACCAUCGCACAGAGAUUUCAUAGGAGACCGUUCACGAAAUAAAUACACACACCAUUCAGAAUCAUAUCACCGUUCCAAUUAUGAUUAUCAGCAACUCACUGACCAGCCUCCCUAUUAUAAAUCACACUGGACUCAAAAUAGAUAUAACAGUGGACCCAAUAACAGAAAUAACAACCGUUGGCCAAACGACUAUAAAUUCAAUAAUUACAAUAAGUUCAAUACUAAUUCGGACUACCAGCAAAAUGAGCCAGAUCGGCGAAGAGAUAACUCAAUGCCGCCGUAUGGUAAUGAAUCGGAUAGGAGAUCUCUGAAUCAAAGAAAUACAAGUAGUGAAACAGCAAUCGUGAGAGCUGAUAAAAAGGCUGAGUCUACACCGCCUGCAAUAUAUCAAACUGCUGACUCUGCUACUGCUAAAAAUUCUAUUCAGGCUUCUUCUGAACAUAACAAGAAAAAAGCAGAAAAUUCAAACCCAGCAUCAAAUAGUAAAACUGCUGAACACCCUAAAAUAAAUGAAUUGAGAACUUCUCCGAGAAAAAGAUGGACUAAAAUAAAUCAAAAUAGUCUAAACAGAACAAAUGGAAAUAAACGCAAAUUAUCACCAAAUAGUGCCAAGACAAAGAAGUCACCGAACACUCGUCGCGAGACUUCUAGGGAAAACUCAAACAGUAGUAAAAGAGAUAACAGUAGAAAAGAUAUAGGGACCAAAAAAUGUGCGGAAGUAAGUAAUAAAGAUAUUUCUAAAAACCAAGGAAAGAAUUCACUCUCAAACUUAAGAAAUAAUAAAGAACAACGUCCAGUAACUACAAAUAGAAGUAAAGAAGAAAACAAAUCCAUAGAAAAGUCUUCGGAGCAAACAAAUCAAAAUUGUAUUAAAAAGGUAGAUAAACGAUCAACUACAACAGAGAGGUGUGAAACGAAGAGCAGAAGAGAUUCCAAAGAAAGUAGAGAUGAGCAUUCAGUUACUAAAUCUAAAACAAAAGAAACUCAAGUCACUGUUUCAGCAAUUAAUUCUACCGGCCCCAUUUCUACAAGAGUUGAGAAGAGUUCAGAAAAUUUGGAAAAAGUGCAUACACCUUCACAAGACACUAGCAUUGUUUCAGGCGAUGAUGUGAAUUUUUCAGAGAAAGAAAAUAAGACUGAUACUGUGGAUCAUAAUCUAGACACAGAUAUAAGUGCAACAGAUGCUGUGCUUACAAUUAACGCAAGCUCCAAGAUCCCACUAACUGAGACGAAUGUCCAAGAUGAAAACCCUAUAAUUGAUUGCAGUAAUGACGAGGUAAUAACGACAUUUUCUACACCCAAUGCCGCAAGCAUUGAUAUUGAUCUAAACACCUCAGACUUAUCUGAAAGUCGCGAAAUUGUUGAUAAGGAAAUUUCCAGCCUCGAGUGCAGAGUGUCGCCAAUAACAGAAGUAAACGACAAGCCACGAAUCUCCAUAGUUCCGCUUUCACGACUCAUACGUAACGAACUCAUCAACGAAUUGACAGAUGACUCGAGUGUUACAGAAAUUGAGGACACACCUGCACCUUUAUUAGCUGCAGGCACACCGAACAAACGCAUCUGUCGUCCUAACCUUGUCAAGAGACGUCGAAAGAUUUCGACCUGUAGCAAUUCAAGUGGUACCACAGAAAAUCUCAUUGAAAAAGUAGCCGGCAUGGAUAAAUUUGGCAUCAAACAAGUGAUUAAUAGUAGUGGAACACGCUUCGAUGAAGCAUUAAAAGCACAAGCACGCAAACGUUUGCGUGAAGAGAUCCGAAAGCAAUUGAAAUCAAUGAAUCUGGAAGCAGCAAAAGAUUCCGAGAAUGUAAAUUUUGUGCCCGAUGAUAUUGUAGACGCGAUAUGCAUACCAGAUGUGGUCUUGGAAGAGAUACGCAAGGCUUUUGGUAUAGAGAUAUUCUAUAAACACGAUUUGACGGGUACAGUGACACCCAAAGCGCAAACUUCAGAUACCCAAGCGGAAGAUGUUACUCGAGAUAUAGUGCUAAACAAAGAGAGUACAGUACCGUUUAAUGCCUCAGCACCACUGCAAGAAAGUCUCGUUGAGACGACUUCAACAGCAGUGCAGCCGGAAACGGAAAGUGUUUGUAAAACCAACAAUUUCCCAGCAGAAGGCACAACAACACAAAAUAAAGAAGUUUCAACAGAGUGCAACAAAGUAAACGAAAGAGUCGAAGACCCUUUGGUCUCUAAAACGGCGCAAACAGAUAAAGUGUCUGCUGUGGAUAAUGAGAAAAAGAUGCAGGAGAAAAAGUCAAGAAGGCGCCGAAUUCCAACAGGGCGUCAAAGUAGUCGACAACAAACCAACAAAGAUGUAAUCUUCAUUGGCUUGUCAUCCUCUUCGAGCAGUUCGUCGUCUUCCAGCUCGAGUAGUAGUUCCGAUACAGAAUCAGAGUCGUCAGCCAAAAGUACUUCGUCCUCGGUAAAACGUCGGCGGCUAAAACUACGAGUAGAUGCACAAAAUAUCGUCGAAAGCUUUGAGAAACUCAUAUUUCCUAGUCUCAGUGAGAAUUUGAGAACUCGCUAUCACAACAAAUUCUCGAACUCUACGUACACGCGACUACAUUUCAUUUCUUGUAUCUGCACUAGCGAAUACAAUACCCGAAAAUUUACUAAACCCGAGAUUGCAAAAAUACAAUCCAAUUUAAAAUCAGAGGAUCGUACUGUUGCUUUGGAGUUUCUGAUGCGUGAAAUUGUCAAUGUUUUUAACAAGCAAAAAGAGGCUGCAAAAAAAGAACGCGGAAGCAACAAAACAAGAAAGAGUGCUGAAGCACAAGCAGAAGAGACGUCGAGCGGGCAAGGCACGAGCAAAGGAGAUGAUGGAGGCAGCAUUUUUCAUUCAACCGACAAAGCUAAUGGGAUUUCCACGCAAGUAGUAAACGGCACCAAUGGCAAAAGUAACAGCAGCAGCAGCAGCGGUAAUAAGAAAAAUGCCAAUGCAGCAGAAAAAGUUAAUGUUGGAAAAAAUUGCGUGCAAUCAAAGCCAACGCAGAUGCUUAUGCCGACGAAAAAUCAACAUCAAAGUGUGAAUGAGCAAACAUUAAUGAGCAAAGGAGCAGGAGAGAGUGCUAAAGAGAAAAGUGCUAACAAUGCUAAAAACACAGAUGAGAUGGUUGGUAAAAGGCAUUCAGACGUAGCCUCUGAAGCGAACCAAAAUUUACAUGAAAUGAACAACACCACUAAUCAAGAAGAUCCUAAUAGCAAUUUGGUGGCAAGUGUAGCAACACGUCAGCACCUCACCCCUACUAGAGCCUCCACUGAAGAUAAUGGAACUGUGCAUGAGCAACAGCAACAACAGCAGCAGCAGCAAAAUAAUACGGCUUUGGACAGCAGCAUCAACUCACCGAUUCAUUUAAAUGAGUCGAGUAGUAGUACCGGCCUGCAAUCCCCACUUACAAGUCGCACAUUAUUUGAUAACAAAUUGAAUGGCAGUAGCACGCCAAAUCCUUUAAUUAUAUUGGAAAAUAGUAUUAAUGGGAUCUCUGGUAUCUCAAGCUUGCCAUCUUUGAUCUCUAACACACUCUUUCCAAAUGUAGAUCUAGAAGCUUUGCGUCAGCGAAACAUCUUAGGGGAAUUCGUUGUGAACAAUUUACGCGAAUACGAUAUGAAGUUGAUGGAAUUGCACAAGCGCAAAAUGUUCAUCGAAGAGAUGAUACUCAAACUGCAAAAAGACAAAAUGGAGGUAGAUAUGCAAACAAUGCAACUGCAAAAUGAAAAAUUCUUAUUGCUAAAUACCGCUAUGACUGCGGCUGCCAGCGAACUGCCAAAACGUGAAGCGGCUGCUUUAGCAAGAGCAUCACCUAUAUCCUCUAGCCCGCCAUUGCAAAAUGCAGAUGCACAACCUCAAACGUCAUCCACAUCUGGUGCGCCCUCAAACACAACCACUACUGCUAUGCAAACCAUAAAUCCAAAUCGCCGCAAGCGUAAAGCUAACGAUAAUAAUGCACUAAACGGUAAGCGUAAACGCGGUCCACGUAAACGUGGUGGUGGAAAAAAUGCCAGUACAGAAAGUGCUAAACAACAAUCAAAUCGAAAAUCCACCAGCGAGACAAUUGAAACACCGUCGCAUAUUUCUAAUUCUCCGAUAGUACUUGCAGCUGCACCCGAAUGUACUACAAGUCCAAAUGUUUCAGAUUUGGAACAAAAUUUAAAUGAUUGUGUGGGCAUGCCCUGCUCUGCUAUAGAUGUUAGGAGUGCGAUUACCCAAGUGCAUCUCUACGAACGUUGGAUAAUCGCUACUGGAGAAGAUGGACAUCUGUAUCAGUUUAGUGCCAAGACGUUGAAAAUGGAGAAGGAAUUUGCCAAACACAGUGAAACUAUUACACAUUCAUAUUUGUGCCGGGAAAAGAAAGUGCUCUACACGACCUCAUACGAUGGAUAUAUGAAGAAGACGGCAUUGGAGAACUUCGCCUUAGAUAUUCAGUCCGUAUAUCUGCAGGAGCCACUACAAUGUAUGGAGGUGCAAUGGGGUGUGGUUUACAUCGGCAGCAGAUGGGGCAAUAUUUUCACUUAUGACAUUGCGGGUAACAACUUGAACAAUCCCACAAUUUCGUCAUCAGAUUCUUCAAUAACCGCCAUUAAAGCAACUAAAGAGGGACCACGUCGAAUUCUUAUAAUUGCCUCCAAAUCCAAAGAUGUGCAAAUUCGGGAUGCAGCCUCUGGCCUACUACUGCGCACUUUGACCCUGCCUGAACCACUGAAAGCUUAUAGUUUGUUAUUGGAUGAUGGUUGCAUUUAUUGCGGUACACAACGUCGGGAUAUACUUAAGUUAGAUUUCACAACUGGUAAACACUUAUCUACAAUAACUUGUGGCAGUGGCGCCGUCUCCAUGCGUCUAUACCAAAAUAAAUUCCUACUGGUCGCUUCGUACGAUGGUUUCGUCUAUGUGAUUGAUAAGGCGAAAGAGCGACAAAGUGGGCGUUAUGCUGGCUGUUCCGGGAGUAUACUAGCGUUAGCAGUGGCCAGCAAUAAGGUAAUAGCAACUGCUAAGGACAAAACUUUGAGAGUUUUUGAAUUAGAAAAAAAUAUUGUAACAAAAAGAAAAUAAUUAAUUAAUUAUUUGUUUUAAAAUAUUUAAUUUGGCAUUUUGCGCGCGAAGACUUUUGAAGCCUACUAAAGCUAAAGCUUUGCAUUUAUUUUAUUCUCAUCUAAAUAUAUUUUUAUAUUAGCAUUAGUGUGUGCAAACAUUCAUUUGUACAGUUGCCCAUAAAAUUGAGCGCUCAUCUCAUUUACAAGGAAGAAAGCGCAAAAUAUUUAUAGGUUUAAUAAACAUAAU